AGUUUCAUUGCACAAGUAACAAUGACUGGCCUAUGACCAGUAUAACAUUCUAGACAAAAGGUGCACUAUGUGUCUUAUUUUAUCUCAGCAAAAGCUCCUUCUAGGGCAGAGAAUAAGUCAAAAUCAUUUAUUGGAAGAGUCUUGCUUCACAGUCACAAUUUGCAAAGGCAAAUUAGUGAUGUUCUCAAUAGCAACGGUCAAAUGGUUCUGUUGCUUAGGCAUGGAACUCAGUACCAAAAAGAGUAAAAGGGUCAUCCUGGUUUGUUUGUGCCAUUCAAACACUAAUUACUUGAACUUCUUUGUCUGUAUUACUCCUUAUACAGACAAAGAAGUAUUACUUCUACAGAGGUAUUUCUAAAGCUUCCACAACAGUCAGUUAAAUUAGCUGCCAGAACAAAACUGACUGGACAAUCUCAGUACUUUUGUUUGUUUAUAAAAUGAACAGCCACCAGGUUUCUGAAAAACUCACCCAAAUGCUUUAAGGGAUACUGUAAUUUUUCUGGAAUAUGCAGGUCUAAGGCUUAGAUCUUAAAUGACUUGUCCAGCAUGGAAAAAGAUACAAAGUUGUAGCUGAUAAAAGAGACUCUAAUCUUAUUCUAGUACAGUUCUAACAAGUCAGUUAUUGGUCACUUGAAACUAGAAACACUUCCACUAUUAAAAAUUUACAUCACAAGCACAAAAUAACGGCCUGUGGUGACAUGGUGUGUUGCUUAGAUAGGCAUUUAUGUACACUUAUGUUUAGGCUGUUGCUCUCAAAAUGUAUGAAUGGUAUAGCAAUGAUGACAGCAGUUGCCAAGUACCAUACACGUAACACUGGCAGGAAUCCAUGGUUACCUCUUCAAAAUAAUCUGUGAACCUUUGUCUGUAGGUCUUUUUUUGUCUGUCUAUUUUGAAGUUCUUCCAGGUCUGAAGUCACAGUUAUCCUACAUCUGACAAUGCAGCAACCCAAAGAAAGAAGUGCAUGUUAGAUCAUGUCCCAACAGAACUGCUAAGAGGGAAUACACACAGACACAGUUGGCAAUGUACCAGAAAAUAUCAUUGUCUCUAGGAAGCUCUGGAAAAGAGUAGAGAUUAUGAACUAUCCACAGUAAUGAUUAACAAAACCAGGUGUUUAUUGCAUCCUUGCAAGGAGACUUGAAAGCCCCAUACAGGGUAGUUUCAUUUUUUUGUGGGGGGUUAUUUUCCAACAGAUUUUCAAGUGCGUCAUUCAGCCCUCAGCAGUCAACUGUAUCGUGUUGAGUUCCCAUCCCAAAGUAAACAUGAAAUCCACUCAGACAUUGUAGCUGUGCUAUGGAUUACUUCUAAUUCUGCACCAAUCUGAUAUUUGCACCAAGCAGGCAAUAAUUUUUCUGACCAUACUAUUAAGAUGACCUGUGUGCCUCAUAAGCUAAUGACAAUCUGGCACCCUGGCAAGAUUGUUCAUGAUUGCAUUCAGCAGAAGAUUUAGGGCUUGGAUCUGCUCUUAGGUGCUGUGAUUUAUGAAAUUUAACAAUACAAGUGUUCUACUUUCCAUUGUGAGUAGAAUGAGUAACCAGUUAAAUCCUGAGGCCAGGUCACACCAAAUCCAUGCAAACUAAAGCUAAAUAUCUUUAUACGAGUGUUGCUCAAGCUUUUCUUUAAAACGUCAGUGUGUAUUUUUAGGAGAUUAAAGACAACAAAGAAAGAUAUUUGCAUCCCACUCCAAUCUGGCUUGGUCUUCACGUCUCUAUGCAGAUAUUUCCAACACUUUAGUAAGUAUAGUGUUUGAAUUGGCAGUAUUCUACUGAAACUAUUUUAAGUUUCAUAAAAUCGUUUCCUGUCAUCUUCUAGGCCUCAGUUUAAGUGUGAGAUACCAGAGAGAUCAAAUGCUAGCCAGAGUACAUAGUAUUUUUUUUCUCUCAAUCAGUUAAUGAACUUCUAAUUCAUAUGUGGUUCAACACUAUAUAUACCUUAAAAGUAAGCUAAUCAAAUACCAGAAAAUUAGUGCUGAAUAUAUGUUUAGGCAUAUCCUCCUACCACAGCUGACAGGCUUCAGAGCCAGCUGAAUGUUCUACACCAAAACAAAAGGUAACUGCUGACUACAUGGUUUGACAAACUGGUCUAAUCUAUCAUGUAAUAUUUUUGUCAGGUCUAUUGUUUCUUUUGCAAUUCUGGUUUUUUUCCUUCUGUUUUCCUCUCUAACUUCCCUACAAUGGGUCUUUCCAUACCUAUUGCAAUUGUCUAAGUUUUAUGCAUUCCCUUUCUUUGCUAGUGGAUAUUUGAUAUAUUUGUGCUAUUCAACGGAACAAUAUCCACAUCCUCCUGCAUACUUAGGCCAGACUCCACAUACGAAACUGCUUAGUAUGUGUAGUGUAUUUGGAGCACUCAAUGAAUCCAGUGAGAAGGGGUCGAUCAUGAUGGCAAGACUGUGCUCCAGGUAAGUACAUCCGUGUUUUUAAGUGCGCUUCUCCUCUGCAUUUUCUGUGUGCGCUGUGUCUUCUUCAUAACAGCACUCCUACUUUAUCGGUCAGUGCUUCUGACUGUGGUAGCUUAUCUUUCUGGUGCUUCCGUGAACUCUCCAACCUCCACAACAGCCUCUCGGCACAAAACCCGUGACCACCCGCUCCCUUCCUGCCGUGGGGAGCACAGUCGGACAGCCACCAUGGCAGGGGACAGGCUGACACAGAAAAUUAUUUUCUAAGGCGGAGUUCUGAACGCGCCGGGACGCUCGGAGAGGGCAGGGUGCAGGGGCGCGGAGGAUCGCGGAGUGCCGCCCCGCUCCCGCCCCUGCUGAGUCCGUCCCGUCCCGUGCCGUCCCGAGCCGUGCCGUGCCCGCCGGACCCGAGCCCGCGCACGAGUCCGACCCCGCCCGGCCGCCGGCUCGCCUCUCCUCCGCCGCGCUCGCUGCCGCCACGGGGCUCGAAAGAUGGAGGGCUACGGGCGAUUCUUGGCGCUGCUGGCGUCUGCGCUGCUGGUCGGCUUCGUGUCGGUCAUCCUCUCCCUCGUCUGGGUCUUCCACUACCGCGAGGGGCUGAGCUGGGACGGCAGCUCGGCGGAAUUCAACUGGCACCCCGUCCUCAUCGUCACGGGCUUCGUCUUCAUCCAAGGCAUCGCUAUUAUUGUGUACAGAUUGCCCUGGACCUGGAAGUGCAGCAAGCUCCUAAUGAAGUUCAUCCAUGCUGGAUUAAAUACCAUAGCUAUGAUUCUUGCAAUUGUUGCUAUGGUAGCUGCGUUUGAUUAUCACAAUGCCCGGAACAUUCCUAACAUGUACAGUCUGCACAGCUGGAUUGGGCUGACUGCUGUUAUAUUUUAUGCUCUCCAGCUGUUCUGUGGUUUCGCCGUCUUUCUGCUCCCGUUUGCCCCAGCUCAUCUCCGUGCAGCUGUCAUGCCAAUACAUGCUUAUUCAGGUCUUACCAUCUUUGCAACAGUGAUUGCCACAUCUCUCAUGGGAAUCACAGAAAAACUUAUAUUUGGAUUGAGCAGUCCUUCAUACAGUGAAUCCCCACCAGAAGCAACUUUGGUCAACUGUCUUGGUCUUUUGCUUGUCAUAUUUGGUUCACUUAUUUUGUGGAUGGCAAGCAGGCCCUACUGGAAGCGGCCCCCAGAAGAGAAUGCUAAAAUUCUGAGCCCCAUUGGAGCAAAUCCUGAAGGCACAGAAGUAGAAUCCACAAUGACAAACAGUAGUAACGCAGAUAAAGCUGAUCUGAGGAGCAAUACUGAAGAAGCCAGAAAACAAAACAUCAAAUUUGAUGAAGCAGGACAAAGAUCAACUAUGUAAAGAAAAUGCACAGAAUAAAAGUACUAUUAUACUUCCAAUUUCUCCCAGGUGAGGGUCCUUCUAAUGUAGUUAUAUCAAUAUGUAAGUAGGUUGUGGGUUCAUUUUUAGUAUGGCUUGCUGAAACAUAUUCAAGUUUUCUGCAUAUGGAUUUAAACUCCUGGAAGUCCCAAACAUAUUUUAUUGGUCCAUGACUAGUCUAUGCCUUGUUUAAAAAACAAGAGCAUCAUAUAAUGGGAAAAUCACAUAAUUGGAAACUCUCUUACAUAUCACUUCUUAAUUUAAUGCUUACAUCUCUUAUAGUCAUGAAAAAUUUAACAAGAUUCAGACUAAAUGUUGCUCUUGAGUGCUUUUGCAGGUUAUGAAUCAGCCACAAAGUAUGCCAUACAGAAAAUUUAGUUUGUCACACCUAAAUUUCCUGGUAAUGUUCACUUUGUUAAAGCUCUGAUUUCUCUAGCUGAUUAACCCCCUCACUGGCUGCUAUAUUCGAUGGGAUUCGAAGUAAUUCCGCACUUUACACAGUUGCUUCAUAAAAAUGUUUAUUCUAAAAUUUUUAAUUUUAAAAAAAGAGAAAAGUUUGCUAGAUAUAAAAGGUUAUAUUUCCUUUAGAAACUUCUGUGAGUUUUUGGUCUUGUUUUCUAAAAAUCAGAAUGUAUCUGUUGGCCUUUCAACAGAUUCUACCAAAUACAUUGCAUACAGACAAUUUUUGGCUUUGAAUUAUGUGCACUUAUUAGUGUAAUCUAAGAAAUGUUAAGACAUCCAAAUGCAGAAUUUGUCUUAUUUGAAAACCUAUAGAAACACACUUAGAAAAAUGUAUCACUAAAACUAAGUCUUCCUUUUAUCCCAGAAGGCAGCAUUUUAGUAUCUUUAUUGAUUGCACAGUUCUGUCGAUUUAGGGUACUAGACUAGAAUUUAGGAGGUUAGAAACCAGAAAAAAUCUGCUAUCAGUCUCACAGAAAAAAAAUAGCUUCAAGUGAGAAACACUUUCUCUAACACAUAGGUGAGCUUUGCUCUUUUAUUCAAAUGUUACCUUUAACUGAAAGCCAAUUUGAGUAUCUCCACACUGACAUCAAAAGCAUUAUUAUCAUAGGCAUGAAGACAUGCUUUAGUAUGUAAGCAAUCUAUACAAACUCUAUGAUCUUUUAAUUUGAAAUUAUUGUUUCAAAUAAUGCAAUUUUCUCUAAAUAAUGAAGAGUCCCUACUGGCACUUUACUUUUAUAGUUCUUUCUAGUAAUUGAAGUAUUAAUGUAUUAUGCUCAUUCAUUAAUUUCACAGAUACAGACAAUAUUUAUACUUUUACUAUUAUGGAAGAAUAAUUAUAGUAGAUUAUUUGGACUGCACAUGUCCAAAAUGAUGAGCCAUUCUAUUAUCUCUUGUAAAAGCUGCAGAGCCCACUACAAAUACAAAUUAACCACUGUUCAUGUUGGAAUAUAGAUAGUUUCAGACAGCAAAUAAUUUCCUACUUUUUAAAUACUACAUAAAUUUGUAUCUACUUCAGCUUUUAAAAACAUUUGAAUACAUUACCCUUCAACAAAUGCGCCAUUUUGGUAGUUCACUGUGUGUUUGUACAAACUAUUUUGGACAUGAGUUAUUUUGGGUCUUCUCUGACAAGAAGUACCUCAGUUCUUGUUAUUUGAUUUUUGGCAAAUGCAGUGUAGAAAGCUAGCAUAAUACAAUAUUUUAAAAACUUUAUUGCUGUACCAUUUGGUACUCAAGGACUACAUCCCAGAGUUCUAUAGUUUCACUUAUAGUUUUGUGGGUGACUGGGACCAUCCUCACAUUAGUGUAUUUUUCCACUGCAGAAAAUACCUGCUUUUAAUGUACAAUUCAGGUAUGACAGAAGGAACACUAACCUAAACUGCUAAUCUAAUGUGUGAGCACUUCUCCAGUCCCACUAUGUGCAAUGAAUCAAACAGUGAAGCAUGACAGAGGAAGUGAAUAAAUGAGCUCACUUGCAGUAAUUUACUAUGCAGCUUUCUAUACUGCACUCACACAAGCAACAACAUUUUAAAUUGUUAUGUAUUGGCCUGUUACUGUGUCUUAUCCACCUGUGAAAAUGAGCUCACUCAAUCCUUGCAUAGGUCACAUAAUAAAAGCUUAUGUUUGUAUGGAAGGUAGUCAGUUGCCUAGGGAUUGUUCUGGAAGAAAGUAACUGAACAGCAUACCGGAAAAAACACAGAACCUCUGACUUCUUUUGUUACAGCACUGAGUUGAAUGUAUUGAAAUAAACAGCUUUUAGGUGGUUGGUUCUAUAUGCUGUUAAAUAACCAGCAUUCCUUCUGGUUUCCGUUGAAUUCCAUGUACUGUUCAAGGGGAGUGCUACUUGAAAAAAGAAUGGUGGCAUUUCUUUUCUUCUCUAUUCUCAUUAAGUGCAAGGUACAAGUAACACCAAGGUUGUGGCUUCAAACACCAUAUGGGCCAUUUGCUUAAGGGCUGGACUCGAUGAUCCUUUUGGGUCCCUUCCAAUUCUGACCAUUCUGUGAUUCCAUGACGUAAAACUAACUGAAAAUCAAGGAUUAGCAACCUUUUGAGGGGAGCCUCCCAGAACAUAAUUUUGGUUUUCAACUUAGAGGUGAAACAUGAUAGUAGAAACUCAGCGGAAGCUGGAAGAUUCCGUCUGGGGAAUUGUUAAUCAGUGCUAAUUGAUAUCUCACGUGCAUGAACUGUGGGAUUCUGGCUUCUGAUCUUUGGAAGGUCCCCAUAAGAUACAGUAGCUGUGAUCUCCUAAACCUUGAUCGACCUUGGUGUGUGCAAUUUAAAACUGAUAAAACAUACUAUAGACUUUUGGCUUAAUUUUAAAUUGAUUAAAAAGGCCUCUAUGUAUCCUUGCAAAAAAAAAAAAAAGAGGUAAGUUCAAUGCUAAAUAAAAAUUAAUAGGUAUUUGUAGAGUCAAAACAUGCUCCUCAAAGUAGCCUUCCAUCAACUUUCCUUUUAUGCAAAUUUUCUUACCUGUAUUUAUGAGUAACAUAAAUACAGCAGUAACAUAGGAAAUGAAAAAAGUAUAUUUUCAGAGAUACAAAUGGAAGGUAGAACUCUAGCUUUUUCAUGGGUAUUUUUAGGCAUCUUUGGAAAUCAUAUACAUUGUUGUUUUUACGGGAACAUGACUGUAGGGCUUACAUUCCAGGUUUGGAUUCCUAUAAAAACCAGGAAGUUACAAAACCUAACAAACAAGUGCUAUCUUAAGAUGCCUGGGAAAAAAAUACUAUAUUUACAUGCUGUCAUGCAGUACUAUGCACAGAAGCAGAAGAGUGUUUUUUCCAACAUUAAGGAACUGAGAAAUGAUGGUGCAAAUUAGAUUCUAAAAUUGAAUGUAAUUACAUGUGUACUUCUUACUACAUGUAACCAAGAAUAUUGCAUAUGAUAAUGUAAAUAUGUAUUACUUGUUUACAUGGAUAUUUUAUUGAGUGACUAAGAGAUAUUGCCAAAUAUUUUCUAUUUCAGAAGUCUCUUUCUAUUGCUUUUAUUUCAGAAAAUUCCUUCCUCUGUUUCUAACUGUUCACAAGAACCUAAAAAUUUAUUUUAUUAUCCAAAGUGCUUAUUUGUAGAUGAGAGCAAAUAUUUAAUUAUAAUGUCUCUUUUUGUUAUUCUUUUUUUUUUAUGUACUAAUAAAAGUGAUUUUUUUGAGCUUGUGA
This is a messenger RNA of Passer montanus (Eurasian tree sparrow), 7365 nucleotides long. Its product is annotated as cytochrome b reductase 1. Gene Ontology annotation, cellular component: lysosomal membrane. NCBI's taxonomy places the organism in Eukaryota, Metazoa, Chordata, Aves, Passeriformes, Passeridae. Gene Ontology annotation, molecular function: oxidoreductase activity. The record is from RefSeq and is a predicted model, not a curated record. The transcript has 4 exons. The coding region runs from base 2885 to 3736 and encodes 283 amino acids.